AUGUCACGAAUACGAGAGGUGUGGGCUUCCAACCUCGAAGUCGAGAUGCGCAACAUCCGAACCCUCAUGGAGCAUUAUCCGUACGUUGCCAUGGAUACAGAGUUUCCCGGCGUCGUCGCGCGACCAAUAGGCGCGUUCAAGACAUCAUCUGACUACCACUAUCAGACAAUGCGGUGUAACGUCGACUUGCUAAAGAUCAUCCAAGUUGGUCUUACUCUUGCAGAUGAAGAGGGAAACUAUCCGGAGGAUGUAACGACAUGGCAAUUCAACUUCCGGUUCAACAUCAACGAAGACAUGUGCGCGCCAGACUCGAUCGAGCUCCUGGAACAGUCAGGGAUAGACUUUGACCGUCACCGGGACCAAGGCAUCUCGCAGAACGACUUUGCAGAGCUCAUGAUCACGUCGGGAUUGGUGCUGACGGACGAGGCGCGGUGGAUUUCAUUCCAUAGUGGCUAUGAUUUCGGCUACUUCCUCAAGCUGCUCACUGGAGACAGCUUACCGACAUCGGAGAACGAGUUCUUUGACCUCAUACAUAUAUGGUUUCCUAACAUAUACGACAUCAAGUUCAUGAUGCGGGCAUGUAAAGGACUGAAGGGUGGCUUGCAAGACCUCGCGGACGACCUCGGGGUGCUGCGCAUUGGGCAGUCGCAUCAAGCCGGAUCGGACUCGCUUCUGACCAUGGCGACCUUCUUCAAGAUGCGCGAACUAUAUUUCGAUGAUCGGAUAGAUCACGACGAGUACAACGGCAAGCUGUAUGGCCUGGGGCAGACGUUCACCCUCACCAACAACGUCGCG
Molecule: messenger RNA, 795 nt
Organism: Punctularia strigosozonata HHB-11173 SS5
Lineage: Eukaryota; Fungi; Basidiomycota; Agaricomycetes; Corticiales; Punctulariaceae
Product: ribonuclease CAF1
Exons: 5
Cellular component (GO): CCR4-NOT complex; P-body; CCR4-NOT core complex
Molecular function (GO): nucleic acid binding; poly(A)-specific ribonuclease activity
Source: RefSeq, a predicted model, not a curated record